AUGAAAAUGCCCUUCCUAAUGCAGGUUGUUCUACUCGGGUUCAUCUCGACUACAUCCUGCGUUUUCCGGCUGCCCGUAAGUCCUCCCGGAUUACCUCCUGCUUACCUCACCAACAAGCCGCCACUUCUGUUCACCGACGAGAACGAUGAAUGUCAAACCGAACCGGAUCCGCCGCCUUCAGUCGCCGACCACUUCAUCGCCUGGCAACCUCGGACAUCUACUAGCGCCGCAUCCCUACAAAAGCCGCCUUCGCCCGGAGGCCAGUUGGGGCAUGCCACCGCAUCGAACGCGAUCAUGAAAAUGCCCUUCCUAAUGCAGGUUGUUCUACUCGGGUUCAUCUCGACUACAUCCUGCGUUUUCCGGCUGCCCGUAAGUCCUCCCGGAUUACCUCCUGCUUACCUCACCAACAAGCCGCCACUUCUGUUCACCGACGAGAACGAUGAAUGUCAAGCCGAGCCGGAUCCGCCACCUUCAGUCGCCGACCACUUCAUCGCCUGGCAACCUCGGACAUCUACUAGCGCCGCAUCCCUACAAAAGCCGCCUUCGCCCGGAGGCCAGUUGGGGUACGCGGCCAACAAAACCUGCAUGCGAGACGUGGCAAGCUGUUUCGACAUGUCAGAAAGCACCGUGUACACAGUUCUUCAGAGAGUAGUGCAGUUCCUGAUGACGCUCGGACCAUCGGUGAUCAAGUUUCCCGCAGACUUGGAGAACCUCACUAGCAGUUUUGAGAAGGUGUCUGGAAUGCCUGCUGUUAUUGGCUGUAUAGAUGGAUCGUAUGUCAAGAUACAGUGCCCAGCCAACAAGGUUGCCUCCACAUACUGCAACAGGCACCAUUACCUUUCACUAACGCUGGAAGCUGUCUGUGACCACAAGAGGCGCUUCCUCGAUGCGUUCACUGGAACCUCCAGGAAAAUGCACGAUUCUCAUGUGUUUAGCUUAUCGCCUCUUUCAAAGAACAUAGCUUCAGUAUGUCAGGGCCGUUAUCAUAUAUUAGGGGACGCAGCAUAUCCGCUGCGGGAGUACCUGUUGACACCAUACAGGGAUUACGGUGCAAUGAAUAAGCAACAAAAAGGCUUCAAUUUUAAGUUUUCAGGCACACGAGUGCUCAUUGAAAAUGCAUUCAGCACACUCAAGAAGCGCUUCAGGCAGCUCAUGUACCUGGAGUUGCACACUAUCCACUGGCUCAAUAAGUUUAUCAUAAGCUGCUGUAUCCUUCAUAACUUGUGCAUCGAUUACGGUGAUGAAGAGCCAGAUGAUGAUAAUGAUGAUGAUGGAGCACCCAAUGCUAUUCAGUGGGAGAACUGCACUGAUAACCACAGUGAUAAAACUGAUGAGGAGCGAGCUUUGCACAAGCUUGGCGAAAUUAAGCGUGCAAAGGUCUUGACUAAGCUCCUGCGAAGUGAUUGUGGGAAAUAACACCAUAAUUAUCUGUUUUGUCUGAACUAGCCCUUUAGUUCCCCACAGUAGUUGGGAGGCUGUGUGUGUGCACCA
Molecule: messenger RNA, 1491 nt
Organism: Rhipicephalus microplus (southern cattle tick)
Lineage: Eukaryota; Metazoa; Arthropoda; Arachnida; Ixodida; Ixodidae
Source: RefSeq, a predicted model, not a curated record